AUGACUCCUCCACCGGACUCUACUCCCCUCCUUGUGCAACUUUUCCAGCUUAUACCAGGUCUGGCAGCAUUGUACAUGUUGCUACUCCCGGUUCUCUAUCGUCCUUCGGUAGUGAUCAGCCAGAGACUCGCUCGCGAGCUUCGUGGUCAUCUCAACACUCAUCAUGCGGAUUUGGUCUCACUUAGCGAACAGGUUCAGGACGCGGAUGACGAUGGUUUGCCUUUGCUAAUGGCAAUUUCCCGUCUCCAUCGCCGUUUGGCUGCUUUAGACCAAGAGCCUAACCCUGAUUGGUUCGUGAUCCCUGAUGACGAAGUUAUAGCGCACAUCGUUCCUGUCACCGCUACUAUGCCACCCAGUCCCGCAGUCACUGUUUCUCCUCGCAGCGGUAAAACGGUACGUUGGCCGUUUUCUCCCCCGCCCUCGAGGUCGUUGGCGAUCGGACGAGACGGAUACGCGGUUGGUGAAAUCCCCAAUCCAGCCAUCUGUUUCUCACCCGGUACUCCUCGCUUUCGUCGUACUUCGCAAAACACGGGCAAGGACGCUUCGUCUUACGGAUCACCCAACAAGCGCGCGCCUAAACGCAAACCGAAAUCAGCGGAGUUCGUCAACGACUCACAGGAAGAAGCCGACCCUAAGAAGCAGAAAGGUAACGAUGGCGCUUCGGUUCCUAGUGCUAAGGCACUGGGUAAACGAAAGGCAGUCGAGAAUCCGCAUACGCCUGGCGAGUCCGCUGCCUUGGUUAAGGCUGCUCGUAAUAUCGUGACCCUUCGUCCUGCUGGCUCUGCGAAGGCUGCGUCCAACGCUGAGGCAGGUCCUUCUGGCUCCAAGAGGACUUCGUCGGGUAGAGGUAAAGCUGCCUCGACCACUUCCUCGGUCAAGAAGUUUCCGAAGGACGAGGGCAUCGUCGCGUCCCAGCUUACUGGCGUCGACCCUAUCGACCUUUCCACGCCUGAGGGGCGCAAACUCUUCAACGAGCUCAACCUCUACAUGGCCACUCUGACCCAUACGGUACUUGGUGCGAAGGAUGACAAGACAGGUACCCUCGAGACUCGUCUUCGGUCCUCUCUUCCUUCCGAGGCCUUUGUUUCUUCACAACCUCAGGAAGACGCCCGGAAGGAGCUUCCGAAAACAUCCAAAGACCUUUCAGACGACGGUCAAAAGCAGAUCAAGUACACUAUGCAUGAGUGGACCCCCGAGCUCGUCUUGGAGGGUAACACGCGCGCUUGUAUCCCCAUCAUUGGCGCUCGUAAUAUGCGAUACCGAGGAUGCGUACUCGAUGCUCAGAACCGUCCGUCCCCAGCCUUCAAGAAUUUCGCUUUUGUUUCCAACGGCCAAGACUGGUUCACUUUCGAUCGAACCCAGGUGAAGGACAAGGCCAAAUUCCUGGACUUCGUCCUUCCUCAGGUUCCAGUUCCCCCUUCUAGCAUCCCUACUGUCUACUACAAAUGCUACACUUGUAUCGUUAAACAGCGCGAGUGCCAUCCACAAAUCCUUAAUGGCGUCGUGAAUGUGAACGCUGAUCGGUGCCAGCCUUGCGCGGCUGACAGCUCUAACGUCCCUUGUCUUAACUCCAUCUCAGAUCCCGGUGGUCGCUUGUUCGACGAGCUCUUCGCAUCGGUGGAAGACGCGCCCAACACACGCUCGUCGCGUCCAGUUUCAGGCCCGCAAUGUACCACACCCUUCGUCAAAUGGCUGAGUCUCGAGGUUAAAGCUCUCGAGUCUGCGGCAAUGGCUUGGGAGGCCGAGAUGCGCUCUUUCCUGGCCCUCGUCAAGCGAUCGUACAAUACCCACGCUCUAGAUAGCUUGGUACCCGCUGUCUUCCCUUCAGUGGACUCCCUGAACGCGUUCUUGCACAGCUCCGACCACAUCGAGACGAAUGCUGACAACAUCCGCCCUGUCGUCACGCUUCCUUCUACCUCGGUCGACAAGAACCUCUACGGCGAUACCUACUGCCCGAGCAACUCAUGUACGGUCCCCACCUCUGGAACGCACGCCCCUGGUUCGGUUCCUCUCACGAAUACUUCUGAGGGGUUGCUCGCAUGGGAGAGCGAGUUUUCGACCUCCAUCGAAAGCUCUCUUCGCAAGUUGGCCGACGUUGCUGGGGAAAAGGCAACUGAAGACGCAGCCGAACCCGUUCCCAAGGACAGUGCUCAGGCCAUGGACGUCGAUUCUAAGUCCCCUACUCGUCCCAGUGAAUCGGGCGAUAUCGAGAUGUGUGCCGAGGGUAAGAAGCAGAUUACUUCGUCUUCUCCCUCGUCUUCUGGUUCUUCGUCUUCGUCUGGGUCCUCCUCUUCCGAAUCCGACUCUGGCUCUUCCGGCGACGGCAUGUCUUCCUACUCAUUUUUAAACCAUCUUUCUGACUGA
Coprinopsis cinerea okayama7#130 is the source of this 2364-nucleotide messenger RNA. RefSeq lists its product as hypothetical. The transcript has 8 exons. The record is from RefSeq and is a predicted model, not a curated record. Lineage: Eukaryota; Fungi; Basidiomycota; Agaricomycetes; Agaricales; Psathyrellaceae. Bases 1 to 2364 code for a protein of 787 amino acids.